ACUAGUUGAGGCAGAGGAAGCGGCAGCAGCAGCGGCGUGUACUGUAUACCUAAAUAUCCACACUGCCGUUGAUAUUCAACCGUAUACCCGGAGAGGAAUUAACUGGAAGCCACCGGACACUUAUUUUUUACCGACGAGAGUUUACAGUGACAAGACAGGAAAAUGGACGAGCUGCAGGAUGUACAGCUGACUGAGAUCAAGCCGCUGUUGACCAAUAAGAAUGCACGCAACUUUCAAGACUUCGACUGCCAGGAGCAUGACAUUGAGACUCCCCAUGGCGUUCUCCAUGUGACAAUGAGAGGCGUUCCCAAGGGCAACAGACCCGUCAUCCUCACCUAUCACGACAUCGGUCUCAACCACAAGUCGUGCUUCAACACCCUGUUCAACUAUGAGGACAUGCAGGAGAUCACGCAGCACUUUGCAGUGGUUCACGUGGACGCGCCCGGCCAGCAGGAGGGUGCACCUCCCUUCCCCAGCGGCUAUCGCUACCCCACCAUGGACGAGAUGGCUGAAAUGCUGCCCUCUGUGAUGACUCAGCUCAAGGUCAACAGUAUGAUCGGCAUUGGCGUGGGAGCAGGAGCGUACAUCCUCACCCGCUUUGCACUCCUCAACCCCACGCUGGUGGAGGGACUGGUUCUGAUCAACGUUGACCCCUGUGCUGAAGGCUGGAUCGACUGGGCGGCUUCAAAGCUGUCUGGUUGGACCAGUAAUUUGGUGGAUAUCAUCAUGGCUCACCACUUCAGCACUGAUGAGCUCACAGAUAACCAGGAGCUGAUCCAGACCUACCGCCUUCACAUCGCCCAAGACAUCAACCAGGACAACCUGGCUCUCUUCUGCGGCUCCUACCAAUACCGUCGGGACCUGGAGAUCGAGAGGCCAAUCGUAGGUCUGAAUGAGGACACAGUUAACACACUAACGUGCCCUGCGUUGCUGGUGGUUGGUGACACAUCACCUGCUGUUGAGGCUGUGGUGGAGUGCAAUUCCAGGUUAAAUCCAACCAAGACCACUCUGCUAAAGAUGGCUGAUUGUGGAGGCUUGCCCCAAGUUGUGCAGCCAGGGAAACUUGCUGAGGCCUUCAAGUACUUUGUUCAGGGAAUGGGCUACAUUCCCUACGUUCUUCUCAGUCACCUGAGCAACGAAUCAGUGCCGUCAGCAGGAAUGACUCGUCUAGCUCGCUCCCGCACCACCUCCUCUUCCAGCAUCACCUCCAUGGACAGCACUCGCAGCCGCAACAACCUCAACAGCCUGCUGGAGGGCAGCGCCACCGGGGCUCUGGACAACCAGGCCGGACCCCAGACCAUGGAGGUCUCCUGCUAAACCCCCACCUCCCCCCCUGCACUCUCCCAUAGUAACUUAUGUGACCUCUCCCCUCUCUCUCUCUGCCCCCCCGAGCCCCCACCCCCCCUCAUCCCGCUCCUAAGCAACUCCACGCCUGGAGGACCUGUAAUGAACUAUGUGAUUAGAAAAGAGGAUGUAAUAAAUAUAUUAACAGAUGCAUAUUAUUAAAUAUAUUGAAUACACUGUUAAAGACACAUUCCUACCAGAAACCAUAACUACAUUCAGAUGUAUUGUAUAUUCAAAUGGUCAAGCCAUGUGAUCGACUCAGCUGUCCAACCCCACCCUCUUGUAUUUAUUUUUUUCACAUUGUCUUUGUUUUAAAUGUCUUCACACACACUAUAGACAUCCAUGUGUUUGAUCUAACUUUUUUUCUUUGCAAGGUGCAACACUUUAACUGCUCUCUCCUGUUGUGAACUCGAAACUCGUGGGCUGCAUUCAUUUUUGCGUCACUGUAUCUUUGUGUUUUUGUCCCAAACCUGCUGCAAUGUGAGGCAGAAUUAGUCACAAAGUUUAAAGAGAGAUCACUGUACUACUGUAACUGCAGAAUUAAAGUGAUACAUGAAAGAAACAUUGCAAACUGUAGCACAACUAAAAUAAAAACUGGAGAGGGCUGCUUUUGAACAUUACGAAAAUACAUACAGUGUUAGAAAAAGUCACGUACCAGUGUGUCAACUCACUUCACAUCUUCUUUCAUUUUGUAUUCUUUUUGUAACGGAACCCAUCUCCUUUUCUUUCUGCUUUGUGUUGAUGUUUUUGUUCAGUUGAAUAGAUGUUUUAACCUUUAACAAGUGGGUUCUGAUGUGACAAGUAUGAGUCCCUUCACUGAGGGGCCCAGUGGUGCUUCUCACUGUCUGCUGAUUCAACUCAUUUAUAUUACUACUGAAUAAAGCUACAACAUGA
Messenger RNA from Centropristis striata (black sea bass), 2238 nucleotides. RefSeq names its product ndrg family member 3a (gene ndrg3a). Gene Ontology annotation, cellular component: cytoplasm. Gene Ontology annotation, biological process: signal transduction. Bases 163 to 1317 code for a protein of 384 amino acids. The record is from RefSeq and is a predicted model, not a curated record. The transcript has 17 exons. NCBI's taxonomy places the organism in Eukaryota, Metazoa, Chordata, Actinopteri, Perciformes, Serranidae.